AUGCAGCAGCAGCAGCAGCAGCAGCGGAGUGCCUCUCCUCCCGUGCAAGAGGCAGCAGCAGCAGCAGCAGGAGCGUCUUUGAUACCCUUCAAUGGCAACGGCAGCAGCAGCAACAGGAGCAGCAGCAACAGCAGCAGCAGCACAGUAGGCCCCCCGACUCCAGCAGCAGCAACAGCAGCAGCAGCAACAGCAGCAACAAUGCCAGUCCCACCGCCGCUGCCACCUCCACCGUCGCCAGAACUAGCAGCAGCAGCAGCAGCAGCGCCGCCAAUGAGGGAGUGCGCGCGAAAGGCGGAGAAAAGUGCUGCAGCUGAAGCAGCAGCAAAACGAACAGAAAUGGAAACAAAAGUUUUUCCGUUUCUGCGGCUGUCCGCGGUGUCUCGGGACGCUGCGGGGGAGCUGCGCAUACACCUCAACACCGGCGAACACGUCGUGGUCGAUUCAGCAGCUGUAGAGCUUCGUUCGGCUACGGGGCAGCUGUUGCAGCAAGCAGCUCUGCCGCUGCUGCCGCCUCCAGCAGCAAAUGGCUCCCUGCAGCAGCAGCAGCAGCAGCAGCUGCUGCUGCAGCAGCAGCUGCCGCAGCAGGAGCAGCACAGUCCUGCAAUGCAGCAGCGGAGACUCAUGGCUGAAAACGUCCACUACAGGCGGUUGCAGCAGCAACAGCUGCUGCAGCAGCAACUGCUGCAGCAGCAACUGCAGCAACAACAAAUCCAGCAGCAGCAACUGCAGCAGCAGCAGCUGCAGCAGCUCCAGCAACAGCAGCUGCAGCAACAGCAGCUGCAGCAACAGCAGCUGCAGCAACAGCAAUUUGAGCCACAGCAACUGCAACAGCAAUUCCCGCUGCAGCAGCAAUUGCCACAGCAAUUUCCGCUGCAGCAGCAGCAGCAGAUUCCACUGCAGCAGCAGCAGCAGUUCCCGCUACAUCAGCCACAAUUCCCACUGCAGCAGCAACAGCAAUUUGCCCUGCAGCAACAACAACAGCAGCGGUUCCCUCUCCAGCCUCAGCUUCCGUUGCAGCAGCAGCAGCUGCUGCAGCAAUUGUACCUGCGUCAGCUCCAGCAGCAGCAACAGCUGCAGCAAUACUUGCAACAGCAGCAACUUCAGCGCCAAAUGCAGCAGCAACAACUACAGCAGCAACAACUCCAGCAGCAACAACUGCAGCAGCAACAGCUGCAGCAGCAGCAGCUGCAGCAGCAGCAACUGCAGCAGCAGCAGCUGCAGCAGCAAGCUGCAGCACAUCAGCGAGUCCUCGCUGCUGCUCCUUCGUCCCCAACCUCUGGAGACGCUCUCGCGUUGCUGCCUCCAGGGCCUUCAAACGAGACUGAGCAGCAGCAGCAGCAGCAGCAGCAGCAGCAAAAGCAGCAGCCGCUGCGGCUGCCGCUGCGGCUGCUGCAUGCACUGGGAUCCUGCUCCAGCUCAGCAGCAGCAGCAGCAGCAAGAAGGGUGCUGUGGCGGCAGCAGCAGCAGCAGCAACCAGCAGCAGGAGCAGCGACACAUGCGCGCCAGACUGCUGCUGCGCUCCGCCCUCCGUGUGUUACUUGCUGCGGAUGCAGCAGCAGCAACAACAGCAGCAGCAGCAACUGCGUCUUCUGCAUUGGGGUUGGGGCAGCGGCUCUCACUGAAGCAGCAGCAGCCGCAGCAGCCGCAGCAGCAGCAGCAGCGGUAGCAGCUGCUGCAGGAGACGCAGCAACAGUGCUAGGAGGCGCUGCAGCAGAAAGGACAACAGACGGAACUGCGCAGUGGGCUCAGACACAGCAGCAGGAAGCCCCUCAAAAGCUGCAGCAGCAGCAGCAGCAGCACGAAUUGCAGAAGGUGCAGCAGCAGCCACAGUGGCAGCAACAGCCUCAACAGCACGAGGUGUGA
Molecule: messenger RNA, 1863 nt
Organism: Eimeria tenella
Lineage: Eukaryota; Apicomplexa; Conoidasida; Eucoccidiorida; Eimeriidae
Exons: 6
Coding region: 1-1863 (620 amino acids)
Source: RefSeq, a predicted model, not a curated record